AUGGGCCGCUCCCGCCGGACGGGCGCGCACCGGGCGCACUCGCUGGGCCGCCAGAUGAAGGCGAAGAGGCGGCGGCCGGACCUGGACGAGAUCCACCGCGAGCUGCGGCCCCAGGUUCCCUCACGGCCCCGGCCGGACGCGGAUGCCCAGCCAGACCCGGACCUGCCCGGGGGCGGCCUGCACCGCUGCCUGGCCUGCGCGAGGUACUUCAUUGAUUCUGCCAACCUGAAGACCCACUUCCGGUCCAAAGACCACAAGAAAAGGCUAAAGCAGCUGAGCGUGGAGCCUUACACUCAGGAAGAGGCUGAGAGGGCAGCAGGCAUGGGCUCCUAUGUGCCCCCCAAGCGGCUGGCAGUGCCCACAGAAGUAUCCACGGAGGUCCCUGAGAUGGACACGUCGACCUGA
Messenger RNA from Pipistrellus nathusii (Nathusius's pipistrelle), 405 nucleotides. The record is from the annotation of a GenBank genome assembly. Lineage: Eukaryota; Metazoa; Chordata; Mammalia; Chiroptera; Vespertilionidae.